This is a messenger RNA of Penicillium paradoxum, 1551 nucleotides long. Its product is annotated as cytochrome P450. The transcript is spliced from 4 exons. Gene Ontology annotation, molecular function: monooxygenase activity; oxidoreductase activity, acting on paired donors, with incorporation or reduction of molecular oxygen; heme binding. The coding region runs from base 1 to 1551 and encodes 516 amino acids. The record is from RefSeq and is a predicted model, not a curated record. NCBI's taxonomy places the organism in Eukaryota, Fungi, Ascomycota, Eurotiomycetes, Eurotiales, Aspergillaceae.
AUGACAGUCCAAACACUUGCAAUCGCCGUCAUUGCGGUGAUCUAUCUCAUUAUCCGUUACUUCAACCGAACGGAUAUCCCUAAAAUCAAGGGCCUCCCCGAGAUACCCGGUGUCCCCAUCUUUGGCAACUUACUACAACUGGGAGACCAGCAUGCGACAGUCGCUGGAAAAUGGGCCAAGAAAUUCGGCCCCGUGUUUCAAGUCCGCAUGGGAAACAAGCGAAUCGUCUUUGCCAACAGCUUCGACUCCGUUCGUCAACUAUGGAUUAAGGAUUCGUCGGCCUUGAUCUCCCGCCCAACAUUCCACACCUUCCAUAGCGUCGUCUCCAGCUCCCAAGGCUUCACGAUUGGCACCUCCCCUUGGGAUGAGUCCUGCAAGCAACGUCGCAAGGCCGCGGCCACCGCCCUUAACCGACCGGCAGUGCAAUCGUACAUGCCCAUCAUCGAUCUCGAAUCCAACUCCAGCAUCAAGGAACUCUAUCGGGAUAGCCAGAACGGUAAACUGGACGUGAAUCCCACGGCAUACUUCCAAAAAUUCGCGCUCAACACCAGUCUGACUCUCAACUAUGGUUUCCGUAUCGAGGGCAACGUGGAUGAUACACUGCUGCACGAGAUUGUGGACGUAGAGCGUGGAGUGUCAAACUUCCGCAGCACUUCCAACAACUGGCAGGAUUACAUUCCUCUGUUGCGCAUCUUCCCCAAAAUGAACAACGAGGCCGAAGACUUCCGCGGUCGCCGCGAUAAAUAUUUGACCUACCUGCUCGACAUGCUCAAAGAUCAGAUCGCAAAGGGAACCGAUAAGCCUUGUAUUACUGGAAAUAUCUUGAAAGAUCCCGAGGCCAAGCUGAAUGACGCCGAGGUAAAAUCGAUUUGUUUGACCAUGGUGUCCGCUGGUCUUGACACUGUUCCGGGUAACUUGAUCAUGGGAAUCGCCUAUCUAGCCUCUGAAGAUGGCCAGAGGAUUCAGCAGAAGGCCUAUGAUGCAAUCAUGGAGGUCUAUCCGAACGGUGAUGCUUGGGAGAGAUGCUUGGUGGAAGAAAAGGUCCCUUAUGUAACUGCACUGGUCAAGGAGAUCUUGCGGUUCUGGACAGUCAUUCCAAUCUGUCUGCCACGCGAAAGCACCAAGGAUAUCGAGUGGAAUGGAGCUACAAUCCCCGCUGGUACUACUUUCUUCAUGAAUGCCUGGGCUGCCGAUUAUGACGAAGAUCACUUCAAGGACGCUGAUAAGUUCAUUCCCGAGCGUUAUAUGGGACUCAAUGAGGGCUCGGGCACUCCACACUACGGAUAUGGAGCAGGAUCCCGCAUGUGUGCAGGCUCACACCUCGCUAAUCGCGAACUGUUCACGGCUUUUAUUCGUCUCAUCACUGCUUUCCGCAUGCACACAGCCAAGGAAGCUUCCGACCGGCCAAUUCUAAACGCAAUUGAUUGCAAUGCGAUUGCCACUGCGCUGACCACCGAACCCAAGCCAUUCAAGGUUGGAUUUAGCGCACGCGAUCCCAAGAAGCUUGAGCAAUGGAUUGCCGAGAGCGAUGAACGUACAAAGUAUCUAUGA